UCGGGAAACAGACCUGGAGCAGAAAGGCAGCUACUUCAACACGAAGAGGACUCCCUUGUCCAGUAUCUCUUAUACAUGGCGAAUCAAGGCUUUCCACUUUCCAGGGCUAUGAUCAGGUGUUACAUACAAGAGAUAGUUAUACAAUCAGGCCGUACGUCACUAUUUAAUCUACAAAAAGGACCCUCUGAUGAUUGGUUUACAAAGUUUUUCGGGCGGCAUCCAGAUUUGGCUCAAAGAAAGGCAGAAAACAUGGACAAUGCCCGAGUAUCCAUGUCAUCUACAAGGAUGCUUGACAAUUUUUUUCCUCUUCUCAAGUCUGUUCUUGAUAAAUACAACUUGAAAGACAAACCAGAAAGAAUCUUCAAUUGUGACGAAACUGGAUUUACAGGAAAGGAGGCACCUAGGUCGAAAGUAAUCGGGCCUCGUGGAGGGCAUUUGUUUAGAAGAAAGACAUCUUCAGGAGAUCACGUGACAGCACAUCUUUGUGUCUCAGCAGAUGGACACUUUCUACCACCUCUUAUAAUUUACAAGGGUUCAUUACCUCACCAGAAUUACACAGAUAGUGUACCGUCGUCAUGGUAUUUUGGCCACAGUGAAAACGGCUACAUGGACCGUGAACUUUUCACAAAAUGGUUUUUCAGCGUGUUUGUUCCAAACUGUGGCAGAACAAGACCCGUCCUACUUAUCAUGGAUAACCACGACUCUCAUAUUAGCAUUCCAGUAGUUGAAAAAGCGAUAGCUGAAAAUAUUGUUCUUCUUGGUCUCCCUGGUCAUUCCACGCAUAUUCUACAGCCUUUAGACGUGAACAUUAUAUCACCUUUGAAGGACGCUUACACCAAAACACUGUCAAGCCUUGGAUAUCUAAAAACUGCAGUAAGCGUAGGAAGGGCAAAAUUCCCGGUUUUAUUAAAGCACGCAAUGGACAAAAUCGCUCCUGCAACUAUAGCUGACGGCUUCACGAAAACAGGGAUUUGUCCAUUUAACCCCUCUAUCAUUGAUCAAACGCAAAUAGUGAAGCCAACAUUUAUUGAAGAAGAAGAUGAGGUAAGGACAUGUAGCACCUGUGGGUCGUUCCUUACCAAUCCAUUGGUAAGGAGAGGCAUGAUAUCAGAGUCUCUGGCCAAUGUUCUUCUACCUCCGCCAACUAAACCACAGAACACACAAGCAAAAAAGUCUAGAGUGGUAGCAGAGGGAAGGCUCAUAAGUGGCCAAGAAAUGUUGAAUCAAUUAAAGGAAAAAGAGGACCUAGACGCUAAGAAGAAAGAAGAAUCAGAGAGGAGAAAAAAUGAACAAGAAAGAAAAAGAAAGCAGAAAGAAAUCGAUGAUGAAAUGAGAAAAAAUAAAAGACUGAAAGAGAAGGAAGAAAGGGAAGCUAAGAAGAAGAAAGAAGAAGAACUGAAGAAUGAGAGGAAACAAAAACGUAUAGAGGAACGUGACAGGAAGCAGAAAGACAAGGAGGAACGGAUAAAAAGAAGGUCAUACACUGAGGAACAGAUUAUGAUUGCAAGCUUGUAUGUAUGUGAUGCUUGUAAAGGGAAGGGUAGCCCGGCUGACGAGGAAAAUGGAAUUCUAUGGUUUGGGUGUGAUGAGGAAACAUGUGGUUUAUGGUUUCAUGAAGACUGCUUGACGCAACAGGCCAAAGAAUACUUAUGGGAAAGUAUGGAAAUGGAUGAGGUCUGGUAUUGCCACAGCUGUAAACCAUGGUUGUAUGAGGAAUAGAACUUAAAAACAGAAAGUGCCUGUUAUAUACAUGUUAUAUGUUUUACAGGAUAAAGCUCUAUUACUGUAGAAAAAAAAAACCUUUUUAAAGUUCGUUGACUUCACUUUGAUUAUAAUUUAACUGUGAUAGUAUGUAUACUUUUAACAUAUUUUUUAUAUACAUGUAUACUGUAUAUUUUUUGUUUUUGUUCUUUAAAAAAAGUAUUUUUAUUUUUAAUCAUUGUUAUGUAGAUUGUUCUCAAAUGUUGAAAAGGUAAAGUGAAUUUAUAUAUCUAGAUCUAAUGCAGUACGUAAUAUAGUAACAUCAAAUCACCUUUAAUAUGCGUUUGUUGUUAAUUUUUAUUACUCCCUGCCGGGCCUCAACUUUGACGGAGCUAUUUAUAGCUCAUAUGACGUAAAAAAAAACAAGCAGUUGUGCGUAUUGUGUGACAAAAGGGUAGAACAAUAUAUUUCUGAAAUAAAAACAUCUUUUCAUCGUUUAUUGGGCUAAACUAUAUGUAAAAUGAAAAUGUCCGGAAAACUGCUAUGACAUUAAGAAAAAAAGCUAGAAAAGGUACUUCUUUUCUGACCCAUAUUUCAUUAAAAAUAAAAUUAAAAUAGAAUAAUCGAAAACACGAUACUGCUGGGCAGGAACCUACCUAUGUUCUAUCAAAAUUUUAUAUUUAUCCGUCGACCGAUAUUUAUACUGUUUGUAAAAAAGUGUGAUUUUUGGCCGGAAACUGCUAGGAAACCAGU
Molecule: messenger RNA, 2454 nt
Organism: Ruditapes philippinarum (Manila clam)
Lineage: Eukaryota; Metazoa; Mollusca; Bivalvia; Venerida; Veneridae
Exons: 8
Coding region: 76-1719 (547 amino acids)
Cellular component (GO): nucleus
Molecular function (GO): DNA binding
Source: RefSeq, a predicted model, not a curated record